This is a messenger RNA of Penicillium antarcticum, 978 nucleotides long. RefSeq names its product LysM peptidoglycan-binding domain-containing protein. The record is from RefSeq and is a predicted model, not a curated record. The coding region runs from base 1 to 978 and encodes 325 amino acids. The transcript has 2 exons. Lineage: Eukaryota; Fungi; Ascomycota; Eurotiomycetes; Eurotiales; Aspergillaceae.
AUGGUAGGUGGGAAAACAUGGGCAGGGUGGAACGAAACCUGUGCUAAGGACGCGGCGAGUGGUAAAUAUUGUGGUGACAUUCUCAGUGGCAGUAUGCCAAUUGAUAGAUUCUGCUCACCCUGCAAUAUCGAUCGCUUCCAGAAGAUGCAGUCAACACCCUACUCCGAGUACGAUAUAAGCUUCCAAUCCCAACUCAAAAAUAUGAAUUCAAAAUGCGGUCUCAACAUUCCCACCGAUUUUCCAGAUUUUCUCCAGCCAAGAACCAACCUAAACAAACCCUCAGGCUCGUGCGUAUCGGGCAUAGAAUACACAACCGUUGAAGGCGACACCUGUGACUCAAUUGCUACCAAGUACAAUGUCUCAUCAGCCGCCCUUUUCAUAGGACACGACAACCUACUCGAAUGCGAAGAUAUCGUAGUCGGCACAGAACUCUGCAUGCCACUGCAAUGCGAAAAGGUCUACACCAUCAAAAGCAGAGACACUUGCAACUCCAUCGAGAAGUCACAAGGCAUCAGAUACAAGGAACUCCGCAAAUACAACCCGUGGAUCGACUCCUAUUGCUCCAAUCUUCAUACUGUCAGCGAUGUCGCCUACGGACAUGUUGUUUGUCUCUCGCCCCAGGCUGGUAUUUCGAAUGAAAUUGCCACUACUUCUUGGAUGGAUCCGACGUCGCCGCCCGAAGCUGAUGGCUAUGCCAUUCCCGAAAGGCCGCCUCCUCAAAAUGCCACUAUUGCUGAGAGGACCACAACUCGUUGUGGGAGGUGGCAUGUUGUUACGAAUAAAAUAGUGCAGGAAACUUGCACGACGGUUUGUAUGCAGAAUCAGAUUUAUUGGAGCUUGUUUAUGGAGGUGAAUCCUUCGCUUAGUGCUGAUAACUGUGACAAGUUGGUUAGUGGGACUGCUUACUGUGUCGGGCCAACAUAUGGCUGGGAUGAGAUCUUUGAUCUCGUUGAGGGGGAGAGGGAGGAGUACAGUUGA